This is a messenger RNA of Dermatophagoides pteronyssinus (European house dust mite), 4484 nucleotides long. RefSeq names its product telomerase-binding protein EST1A-like. Gene Ontology annotation, molecular function: protein binding; telomerase RNA binding; telomeric repeat DNA binding. Gene Ontology annotation, cellular component: telomerase holoenzyme complex. The record is from RefSeq and is a predicted model, not a curated record. Gene Ontology annotation, biological process: nuclear-transcribed mRNA catabolic process, nonsense-mediated decay. Lineage: Eukaryota; Metazoa; Arthropoda; Arachnida; Sarcoptiformes; Pyroglyphidae.
GAUUAAUUUUGAAUUUUCAUUUUAAUCGAUGUAUUGAUCAGAUAAAUAAUUAAAUCAAUACAUUGAAAAUUGUCAUCGUUAUUGUCGAAAAUUUCGGAUAAUCAAUCGAAAAAAAAUGGAUAAAAGAAAAACAAUUUCAUCAAGAAAUUAUCAUUAUGAUGAAGAAUCAUUGGGUAAACGAAUCUAUCAUCAACAACAUUCAUUUGAUAAUGAUAAUUAUAGUCAAUCACAAAAUUCAUCAAGAAAUCAUGGACAUAGUAGCCAACGUUCAGCACAAGAAUUAUAUCGACCACCUGGUUCACGUAAUCAUCAUCAACCAUCAAGUUAUUAUUUGAGCCAAAAUCAUCAUCAUUAUCAUCAACGAUCAACAUAUUAUCAUCAGAAUCGAUUAACACAAUCGAAUCGUCAUAAUAAUAAUGUGAAUCAUUAUUAUCAGCAUGGUAAUUAUGGUCGAAAAAUAAAUAACACAACCACCGGAUCAUCAUCAUCUAAUUCUAAUUAUAAGAUUAGUAAAAAUACUCAGCAUCAUCAUCAUAGUGAAGAUUCUGGUCAAAAUUCCGUCGAGAUUAUGAAUCAAUCAAAUGAUCGGAGACGAUCAAAAUCCGAACGAUAUGAACAAAAUUUUAAUCAAUUCAAUAAAACUUUACAAACACUUUCUCUCAAUGAUCAAACAUCAGUUAUCAAAAGAUUUGAUCUUCCUAUGUGUCCGAAUUUAAAAAAAUCGGAAAAUCGUAUGGAAUUGAUCAAAAGUAUCAACAAUCUAGUCCUGAUUGAUUCUUUACGAAAUUGGAAUGAAAAAAAAUCUAAAUCUCAAUCGACAGCUGCUUCAUCAUCAUCAUCACCAUUACCAUCGUCAUCAUCGUCAUCAACAUCAUCAUCAUCAGCAUCAUCUGAAAUAAAACGGCCAUCAAACGAAGGAAAACCAGGUCUAAUCUUAUUACCAUUGAAACCAACAAUGACACCGAAAAUUAUUAACGAACAGGGCAAAAUGAAUGAUAAAUCUCGUUCAAAUGCCGGCAUUAUACGAUUGAAUCGUGAUACAAUGCAUCAAUUAUUACAACGAAAUUCAAUGAAUGAAAACAAUCGUCAUCAUCCUCAUCAUCAUCAACAACAACAACAAUAUUCACAUCAUUCAGACAUCGAAAAGCAUUCAGCAAUGAUCGAUCAAUCGCCACGUGAUAAACGCAAUACUCUUGUCACUCAAAUGUCAAUCGAUUUCAAUGAAUUUGGAAAUCUUAUCGAUAGGCUACGAUAUUAUGGUGGCCGUCAAAAUUGGCGAAAUGGACAAUCACAAAAAUUUUGUCAUACUGAUCCAAAUAUUCAAGCAAUCCGUAUACGAAUAAUGAAUAAAUGUGAGCAUUUAUUGUUGAUCGAUUUGAAUCGUUCGACCACACAAAAUGUAUUGCCCAAUACAUGGGAAGUUUGUUUCUAUGAUUUUAUUCGAAUAUAUCGUCAAAAUAAUGGCGGCAAUGAACGUGAAAUGGAUAAAGAAAUUCGUGAUACAAAUCUUAUGACAACAUUAGCACGUGAAGGUCUUGAUUAUUUUGGCACAUUAUAUCAUCGAAUAAUUGAAAAAUAUCAAUUUCAAUUAAAAACUCUUUAUGAUCGUCAUAAAUAUCAUUCGAAUACAUCAUUUUAUUCACAUUUACAAGAUAUAACCUAUGUGGUGAAAAUUAUUUUCAUCUAUUUGGGGGAUUUAUGGCGUUAUAUAGAAAUUGUUCCAUCAUCAUCAUCAUCAUCAAGUAGUACACAUCCUAGUGGUUAUUUUAUCAAUUCUAAAAAUUAUUACAUGAAAGCUCAUAUGUUGGUACCGAAAAAUUCGCACAUCUGUUCACAGUUGGCGUUAGUAUCAUUUUAUCAGAAAAAUUAUCUUGAUGCUAUCUAUUAUUCAAUCAUAUCAUUUGAAUAUGAUAUUGUACAUGAUCGAUGUUCGAAUCGUUUUCGAUCCAAAUAUAUUCGUGUACAAUCGAAUCGUCAGAAUUUUCUUGUAUUUUUUGAUUCAGUACGAGCUAUACAUAUGAAAAUGAUGUCGAUUAUUCGUCGGGAAUAUGAUCAAACAAUGGAACGUGAAAAAUUACAACGACAACGUUUAGAACGUGGUCAUAUACGUAUUAAUAAAAAUUAUCGUAUUGAAUAUUGGGUACGACCAGAUCGUACUAUUGCCAAAUGUGAUAUGUAUAAUUUCUAUGAUCUUGCUGCUGUUGUUAGCCGAAAUGAAACCGAACCUGAUCUAUAUAAAUUUUAUGAAAAAUUUAUAAUCAAAUCAUCAUCGUCGGCGACGACGACGACGACAACAUUGUCAAUAAUUGCCAAAUCACAAUUUAAAGAUCUUAAAGAUCGUUUUACAUUAUCAUUUUUGAUGGCACACGCUAUGCUAAACUAUCGUGUUGGACUAGAUCGAUUCUACGAUGUUGCCAAUCAGAUGAUAUUAGAAUUUGAUUCACUUAUCAAUCGAUCGGAUAAUGAAAACCAAUGUAAUCGUUUAUCACCCUUUUUUCUCAUACAAUUAUUUACAAUCAAUAUGUACAGUGUAGCCAAUACAAUGGAUGAUCAUCAACGUGAUUAUCGAUCACAAAAUGCGGCCUGUUAUGGUUUUACACAAACAAAUUCUUAUUUUGUAAUGUCGACAAUGAUAUCAAUAAUAUUGAAACGUAUGAUCAAUUUGUUUGAUACAUUUCAUCGUCAUCAUAAUGAUCUCAUAGAAUCAAUAAAUUCAUUACCAUUGAUCUCAAAAGGAAAACUUUCGAAAAAAUUAUCUAAUGAACCGGAAUGUGUUGAUGAUUUUUUUGGCUCCAUUUAUCAUACACUGAUUACAAAGAAUUCUAACAUGGAAAUUCAACAAGAAUGGUAUGAUUUUUAUUCCUUUCUUCCAUGCAUAAAGCUAUGGUCUGAUUGGAUAAUAUCAUUUAAUCCAUAUUUUCCACCGCAAGAAAUGAAUGAUAUUAAAACACCUGGAAUCGAUCAAAAUGUGUGGCAAAUAUUCGCACAAUUUCUUACACAACUACAUCAGAUCAAACAAUAUCCAGUUGUUUUUUAUUCUGAUCAAAAAAGUAAACAACAUUUAUCGCUUUCAUUACCAAAAUUGGAUAUUGAUCAAGGUGAUUAUGAAUUAGUUCAACUACCUGAAGAUAGAUGUUUAGAUGGUUUUAGAAUACUUCGUGACACACCUGAAUCAUCUAAAUUUGUUCGUAUUCCAUUUGUAUCGGAAAUUGCAUACAUUUAUAUGCGUAUUGAAAGUAUCAAAUUAUUUGGUGAUUAUCUUUGCGGUCUUCAACAUCCAUAUCUACGAUUUGAUACAAAAACUUCUACAUUCGAAUCAUUAAUCAAUACGGAUGAUUUAGAAAAUCAGCCAGGAAUUAAAUUGAAACAAAUUCAACAACGACAAUUAAUAGAAGCAAUAAAUCGUGAUAAGAAUAAUGAUAAAAUCAAAGAUAAUGACAAUAAUGACGAUGAUGAUGAAUAUUAUUCGAAUGAUGAAGAAGCAAUACGAGAGAUAAAUAAUUUGAAUCUAAAUCCAUUGGAACGACGAAAAUUAUUACAAUAUCGAAUGUUUUGUCAACAUGAUCGCAAACAUGGUCAUUAUUUUCGUAUGAUUGAACAUAUACAUGAACCAAAACGUCGUUUUAUUAUUAUUCCCCGUUAUGUUGUAUUCGAUACAAAUUGUUUUAUCAAUGAUCUUUCAUCGAUAAUGAAAUUUGUUCAUAGUAAACAACCGUCAUCAUUUAUCGUAACUGUACCAUUGAUAGUUGUUCAAGAGCUUCAAUCAAUGAUAGCACGUGGACAACGUCUUAACAAUAAUGUUACAUUAUCAUCCGAAGAUAUUAUCAACAAUGAUGAACAACAAGAAUUAAUAAAUCUGCGUCAUAAACAAUUGGCUAAAAAAUCAUCCGAAAUACUUGAUAGUUUACAGGAAGCAUUUGAUUCGAAUAUGGUAAAUAUUCGAGCCAUUACAAGUAAAGGAUCUGUAUUGGAUCGUAUCGAUUAUAAAGAAGAAUCGAAUAAUAAUUUGGAUGCAAUCAAUAAUGAUGAUCUCAUAUUAUAUGGAUGCAUAAAUCUUGUUGGAAAAGAUCGACAUUGUAAUGAUGAUCAUAUUGAUGAUAAAUGGAUGCGUACAUUGUUGAAGGAUGCCGGUGAACAAAAUUUAACAAAUCAAGACGAAUUUAUCUAUCGAGAUGUAAUACUCAUCACAGACGAUAUGAAUUUACGUAUUAAAUCAUUAGGUUUUGAUGUACCGGUUAAAAAAUUUAAACAAUUUCGUAAAUGGGCAAAUACUUUGGAUCAUCAUCAGCCAACAGCAUCGAAAUCAUAAUUAUCAUCUACUUAGAUUUAAUCAUUAUCAUCAUCAUCAUCAACAUUUAUUAUCGAUACAUUUUUUCAUUAUCGACAAAACUUUGAUCUUAAAUUUCUUUUGAAUUUAUUCGAAAAAAUUUGAAACCAUUUUCUAUAUGUUAAUCAAUUCUAUUCAUAUUUGUUGAAACAAUAUA